GCCAAGUAGAGCGAGGAAAGAAAGAAAGAUCGUGAUGAAGCAGCAUCAGAAGGUGACUGUAGUGCUAUGCUUGACAUGGGUGAUCACUCUUCUCUAUGGCGAGAUGUUUGCAUUUUGGCUUCCCUUUCUCUUCUCUUGUUCUUGGCCACAACUACAACCACAUCCAUCCUCUUCUUCUACUAAUUCUUCGAUUCGGAUAAAUUCAACUGGUGAUUUUGUUAAAGUCGCUGUUCUUGCAGAUCCACAGCUCAUGGAUAAAACCUCCCUUCAUCUGCCUCCAAGAUCAAUUGCUCUGGAAUUGGCACAGUUCUACACUGAUCUGUAUAUGCGCAGAGCCUUCUUUGCCUUUGUCCUACCUUUCAAGCCUGAUGUCAUUUUGUUUUUGGGCGAUUAUUUUGACGGGGGUCCUUAUUUGUCAGAUGAAGAAUGGCAGGAAUCUUUGAGCCGCUUUAAACAUAUCUUCGGUUUCAAAAAUCAAGCAAGAUAUAAGGACAUCCCAGUUUACUAUCUUUCAGGAAAUCAUGAUAUUGGUUAUUCAAGUCUUCACUCUGAUAAACCAGAGGUUAUAAGGCGCUAUGAAAACAUAUUUGGGAAGAGAAACUUCCGAUUUACAGUUGGAAAAAUUGAGUUCAUUUCUGUUGAUGCCCAAACUCUAGAUGGACAUCCAGAAGGACAGCUGACCUCUGAAACGUGGGAUUUUGUGAAAAAUGUAUCUGUAGAUGUUCAAUUGCAUCCUAGGGUUUUAUUGACACAUAUUCCAUUGUACCGGAGGGAUUGGACUCCUUGUGGCCCUCAUCGUAAUUCCCCUGUCAUCAAUCAGCGGAUCUUGCAUACUGUUCCUGGUCAACAAAUACUGUACCAAAAUUAUAUCACGGAGGAAUCAUCAAGCCACUUACUGGACUUGAUCAAACCUGUGCUUGUUUUAUCUGGGCAUGAUCAUGACCAGUGUACAGUUAUCCAUAAAGCAAAAUUUGGACCAAUAAAGGAGCACACUGUAGGGACCAUAAGUUGGCAGCAGGGAAAUUUGUAUCCAUCUUUUAUGCUAUUAUCUGCUAGCAAUGCAGCUCUUUUAAGCACAAGCAGUCCGGAAGAAGCAGUGUCUACUCAUCUCUGUUUUCUUCCAAUGCAAACACACAUUUAUAUAUGGUAUCUAUCACUAUUUAUUCUGACCCUUCUUACACUCCUUGUUUGGCCAACUAGUGGCCUGGCUUUUGGGCUCCACUAUAGUGAUUUAGUGGAGUAUAGCAAAAAACUGUUAAGUAGCAACAUUUUUAAAGGUGGGACUAAAGAGAAAAAUGAAGAUGAGCAUUGUGAGUACGAAAUGAUUUGGGAUGCAGAAGGAUCAAUGCAUCUUGUAAAGAAACCCAUAAGUACCCCAAUUUCACAGUCAAGUAACAGAGGGUCAAUAGAAAGAGGCAAUGCUGUAAUGCGACCUACAGCCCGAAAAAUCGUUCCUCAAGAGAUAGAGAUAUGUAUGAACAUGGACAUGAGUGUUGGUGGUGAUCCUCCAACAAAAUUGCCUCCUAAAACAAGUAAAUCGAAGAUGAAUUUCAUAAUCAGCAGAUUAGUUCGCACAUUCCGAAUGGUUACAUUCAUUGCUGCAGUUAAUAUUUCUCUCUACAUGAUGUUGCUGUUCAAGGAUUGGAUUCAUCUAUGAUAAUAGAAGUGAAGAUGGGAAAUUGAUUAUGCCCAAUUGGCUUCCGGCAUUCAACAAGAAUUCAAUUGAAAUCAUCCCAACAUUAACUCCCUAUGCUGAAAUUGAAGAUUGUAAGUCUUAUCACUGUGGUCCAAUGUUUUCUCCUACCAAUAUGAUGAUAUCUGUAUUUUGGAUUCAGUUUGACAGCUACAGAUGUGAUGUAGACUAUCUUUGUACCAUUUAUAAGUCAGAACAGCUAGGCUAUUCAAAGAGUUUGUUUAUGUUCAGUGUAUGUGUAUGAUUAUGUGAUAAGAAAGGUAAUAUCUUCACAUAGGAAGACAAAUUAUCUUCACAUCACUAUUCACUGUAAGAUUCAACUUAGAGAUGUUAUGGUCAAGUAAUUUAUUUAUUUAUUUA
Messenger RNA from Mangifera indica (mango), 2053 nucleotides. RefSeq lists its product as uncharacterized. Gene Ontology annotation, molecular function: hydrolase activity. Lineage: Eukaryota; Viridiplantae; Streptophyta; Magnoliopsida; Sapindales; Anacardiaceae. Gene Ontology annotation, cellular component: endoplasmic reticulum. The coding region runs from base 35 to 1657 and encodes 540 amino acids. Gene Ontology annotation, biological process: GPI anchor biosynthetic process. The transcript has 13 exons. The record is from RefSeq and is a predicted model, not a curated record.